Molecule: messenger RNA, 3600 nt
Organism: Sphaerodactylus townsendi
Lineage: Eukaryota; Metazoa; Chordata; Lepidosauria; Squamata; Sphaerodactylidae
Gene: MAN2C1
Product: mannosidase alpha class 2C member 1
Exons: 26
Coding region: 24-3158 (1044 amino acids)
Biological process (GO): oligosaccharide catabolic process; mannose metabolic process
Molecular function (GO): carbohydrate binding; alpha-mannosidase activity
Source: RefSeq, a predicted model, not a curated record
CGGAAACGUGGUCCCCGGGAAUCAUGGCCGGCUCCGGGCAAAGUUUGCAGCCGGUGGUGCUGAAGCAUCGGCGCACCGCCCUCGAACGAGUCGAAAAGUUCGUCUCGGACGUUUAUUUCACGGAUUGUAACCUGCGGGGCAGGCUGUUUGGGGAUACCUGCCCACUGGAAUCUCUCUCUUGUUUCGAGACCCCAGAACGGAUCCCAUACGAGGAAGCCAUCCAGCAAGAAUUCCUGCCUGUCAAAGUUGGAGACUGUUUUGGAAACACGUGGAAAACUUGUUGGUUUAAAAUCGAUCUCAGCAUCCCCAGAAAGUGGGCGGGAAAAGAAGUGCACCUUCACUGGGAGAGCGAAGGAGAGGGAAUGGUUUGGAAGGAUGCCCAACCUGUUCAGGGCUUGACCCGAGAAGGAGAGAAGACGCACUAUAUCCUGACUGACUGUCUAAAGGAGACAGAUCCUCACAGUCUGACCCUCUACGUGGAGGUUGCGUGCAAUGGCCUCUUCGGGGCUGGGAAAGGCAGUAUGAUCGCCCUGCCGGAUCCGGACAAGAAAUUCUCCUUGCAGAAAGCUGAGUUGGUGGUCUUCAACAGGGAUGUCCAUGAGCUUCUGGUAGACUUUGAGAUCCUCCUGGAUAUGGCCAAGCUCCUCGGGGAGGAAAACCAGCGGAGCUUCCAGGCGCUUUACGCAGCCAAUCGGAUGGUUAAUCUGUGUGAUGUCACCGAUCCCUCGACUUUCCCGACGGUUCGUGAAGUGGCCCGUUCCGUCUUCGGUCAGAAGAAUGGAGACAGCCAGCAUGUCAUUCACGCGAUGGGCCAUUGCCACAUCGAUUCUGCUUGGCUGUGGCCUUACGAGGAGACGAUCCGUAAAUGCGCCCGCAGCUGGGUGACAGUCAUACACCUGAUGGAGAAGAACCCAGAGUUCACCUUUGUCUGCUCCCAGGCCCAGCAGUUUGAAUGGGUGAAGAGCCGCUAUCCCGGUCUGUACGCAAAGAUCCAAGACUUUGCUAAAGGAGGACGCUUCAUCCCUGUCGGGGGCACGUGGGUGGAAAUGGACGGCAACCUUCCCAGCGGAGAGUCCAUGAUCCGACAGUUUCUACAGGGGCAGCGCUUCUUCCAGCAGGAGUUUGGGAAACUCUGCUCUGAGUUCUGGUUGCCGGACACUUUUGGCUACUCGGCCCAGCUGCCCCAGCUGAUGCGUGGAUGCGGGAUCCGACGGUUCCUGACUCAGAAGCUUAGCUGGAACCUGGUGAACACUUUCCCGCACAACACUUUCUUCUGGGAAGGCAUCGAUGGUUCUCGGGUUCUGGCCCACUUCCCGCCGGCGGAUUCCUACGGGCUGGCCGGUCGCGUGGAGGAGAUGCUAAAAACCCUGAAGAACAACAGAGACAAAGGGCGGGUGAACCACGGCGUUGCUCUGUUCGGCUUUGGAGACGGGGGAGGCGGCCCGACACAGGUGAUGCUGGAUCGCUUGAAGAGGAUGAAGGAUACAGAUGGCUUGCCCAGGGUCCAGAUGUCCACUCCAGAACAGUUUUUCUCUGCCCUGGAAAAGGCAGAGGCCCAGCUGUGCACCUGGGUUGGGGAACUCUUUCUAGAGCUACAUAACGGCACCUACACCACCCACGGACAGAUUAAAAAGGCGAAUCGGGAGUGCGAGCGUCUGCUCCACGACGUCGAGGUGCUGAGCAGCUUUGCUUUGUCGAGGAAACGCUCUGCCCGCUACCCGUCUGCUGAGCUACAGCGUCUCUGGAGGCUGUUGCUGCUGAAUCAAUUUCACGAUGUGUUGCCCGGCACUUCCAUCCAGCUAGUAGCAGAGGACGCCAUGAGAUAUUAUUCCGAAAUUCGAGAUGCCGGAGUUCCUCUUCUAACAAAAGCUAUGCAGUCUUUGUUUGGAGACGUGCCGGGGAAUCACCAACAGACGCCUGAAAGCACCCUUGUGGUCAACACGUUGCCAUGGGAACGAACAGAAGUCAUCUCCAAAACCGGACCGGGUGGAUCCGGGACUUUAGCUUUAGUGACAGUUCCCAGCUUGGGUUAUUGUGCCGUUCAGGAUUCGUUACCCGCUCCGCAUUCUGUGACAGUAACCAAAGAGGCGGACGGUUCUUUUACCAUGGAGAACAACAUCCUCCGAGUGUGUCUGGAUUCUCUGGGACGUAUGACCUCGCUUCAGUUAAUUCAUUCCAAGAGAGAGAUGGUCCCCGGAGGUUGCUUGGCAAACCAGUUUGUGAUCUUCGAUGACGUCCCGUUGUACUGGGACGCCUGGGACGUGAUGGAUUAUCACCUGGAGACCAGGAAGCCUAUCACACAACUCCUCAGCGCUGCAGAAAUCACCCUUCCUGGGGGACUCCGAGGCAGCGUGAAAUUCUCCCUCCGGAUCAGCGAGAAGAGCACCCUCAGCCAAGAGGUCGUCUUGGAUGCAGCGUGCCCGUUCGUCCGCUUCCGGACUCAGGUCGAUUGGAACGAAUCUCACAAAUUCCUCAAGGUGGAAUUUCCAGCCAAGGUCCGGAGUCCAAAUGCAACUUACGAGAUCCAGUUUGGCCACCUGCAGAGACCGACACAUUGGAACACGUCCUGGGACUGGGCCCGGUUUGAGGUGUGGAGCCACAAGUGGAUGGACCUCUCCGAGCACGGGUUCGGGGUGGCGUUGCUGAACGAUUGCAAAUACGGCUGCUCGGUCCGCGGCAACGUAAUGAGCCUCUCCUUGUUGAGAGCACCAAAGUCUCCUGACGCCACUGCCGAUAUGGGACACCACCAGUUUACGUACGCAGCGAUGCCUCAUCUGGGUUCCUUCCAAGAGGCCGGGGUGAUCCGGGAGGCUUACAACCUUAACUUCCCUCUUCACGUGGCGCCCUGCGGCUCAGAGCGAUGCCAGGCUUGGAGCGCAUUCUCCGUGGAAUCCCCAGCGGUCAUUCUGGAAACUGUCAAGCAGGCUGAAGACAGGUCGGACGCGCUUGUGAUCCGACUGUACGAGUCGCACGGCAGUACUGUCGAGACGUGGCUCCGGCUAUCGCUCGCUGUCCAAGAGGCCGUCCUCUGUGACCUCCUGGAACGGCCCCAGCCUCGGGGUUCUCUGCUGUUGGAGGAGCGCGGCGUGCGGCUUUCCUUCACGCCGUUCCAAGUGCAGUCGGUCCUGCUGGUCUUGAAAUGGCAGGACAGCCCCUGAGGCGGGGCAAACGUCCAUUCCUCUUCUCUGUGGGGCGGUGAAAGGGGUCUGGAUUUAAGGGACUAAAUGCAGAUUCAAAGAAACUGGUUUCAUAUAGGGUAAAGAGUUGGCGGCACGCCACAGAAACAGUUGAAGGACCAGAGCAGGGCAGGGCGGAAGUAUUUGCACGGCCGCUGGUUCUAUCCAGCUAUUUCUUCCAAAGCAAGUGAGCCAAAACUGCUGCUCCCUUGUGUAACGCACACCCCGGAAGCCAAUUGGCUUCGACUCGUGUUUGGCCAGCAGUAGCCAAUUUCACAGCAAGUGUGGCCGUGGCCACAGAAUAAAUACUCUCAAAUUGUGAUAUCUGAUUAUCUCAUCUGACCAGUGAUGGGAUCCAAAAAUUUUAGUAACAGGUUCCCAUGGUGGUGGGAUUCAAACUGUGGCGUAGCGCCAAUGGGGCUGG